This is a messenger RNA of Cavia porcellus (domestic guinea pig), 1644 nucleotides long. It is a transcript of the gene Psme3ip1, whose product is annotated as proteasome activator subunit 3 interacting protein 1. Bases 207 to 971 code for a protein of 254 amino acids. The record is from RefSeq and is a predicted model, not a curated record. The transcript has 7 exons. Gene Ontology annotation, cellular component: nucleus. Lineage: Eukaryota; Metazoa; Chordata; Mammalia; Rodentia; Caviidae.
UCACGUGAUACCACGACUCGGCCCGCCCCCCGGGUGUGAGUUGGCCAAUCCUUUUGCUGAGAGGUGAAUGGCCCAAUGAAGUCUCUACCGUUCGCUUUUGGAGCACCGGAUUUCCAUCGGGCUCGGGAGGAGAAAGAGAACUGUUGAUUGGAUUACAUCGCCGGAAGCGGGGCGGGACUUUGUUGUGGCGAUUGAUUCGUUUCAUUAUGGAUGGAGGGGAUGAUGGCAAUCUUGUUAUCAAAAAGAGGUUUGUAUCUGAGGCAGAAUUAGAUGAACGACGCAAAAGGCGACAAGAAGAAUGGGAGAAAGUUCGAAAACCCGAAGAUCCCAAAGAAUGUCCAGAGGAGGUUUAUGACCCACGGUCUCUCUAUGAAAGGCUACAGGAACAGAAAGACAGGAAGCAGCAGGAGUAUGAGGAGCAGUUCAAAUUCAAAAACAUGGUAAGAGGCUUAGAUGAAGAUGAGACCAACUUCCUUGAUGAGGUUUCUCGGCAGCAGGAGCUAAUAGAAAAGCAACGAAGAGAAGAAGAACUGAAGGAACUAAAGGAAUACAGAAGUAAUCUCAAUAAAGUUGGAAUCUCUGCAGAAAACAAGAAGGAAGUAGAGAAGAAACUGCCUGUGAAACCAAUAGAAACCAAGAACAAGUUCUCCCAGGCGAAGCUGUUGGCAGGAGCUGUGAAGCACAAGAGCUCAGAGAGUGGCAAUAGUGUGAAAAGACUGAAACCAGACCCUGACCCAGAUGACAAGAGUCAAGAGGCCUCAUCCUGUGUGUCUCUUGGAAGUACCUCCCUGAGUGGCCCAUCCAUUCACUGCCCCUCCGCUGCCGUCUGCAUUGGCAUCCUCCCAGGUCUGGGCGCCUACUCCGGAAGCAGCGACUCUGAGUCCAGCUCAGACAGUGAAGGCACCAUCAAUGCCACAGGGAAGAUUGUCUCCUCCAUCUUCCGAACCAACACCUUCCUUGAGGCACCCUAACUCCUGUUCUUCAACAGGAAGGCCCCCCUAAAACAGUUGGACUGUCCAUUCUGCCGCCAGGCAUUCAUUACCUCCCUCUAAAAACUCCUUUGCCGGCCCUGUGUGCACACCGUGACACUUUUAAAAUCUCACCUAAAAAUGUGCCAGAUCCACUUGUGGCCAGAACUGUGGUCUCCUUUCCACUGUAGUGCAGAUGACCAAACCAGUCUCACUGCCUCUUCCUCACUGAUAUGGCAGGGUGGGUGUGGCCUGCAGGAGCUCCUGUGACAGUACCAAGGGAUCAUACUAGCUGGCUUGCAAAAGGGUGCUGCUGGGUUUUGUUGCUUUCUUGUUUUCACUUUUUCCUUUCCCAACAGCACAGGAAACAAGGGCAGUUAUUGCACAGGUGUUCCUUAAAAUUUAUUGUAGACAAAUGUGUAUUUGGUUCUACUGCAUUGUGGAACAUGUUGUGUGCUAAGGAAAAAUAAUGAAAUUUCUCUGUGGGGCACGUCAGUUACCAGUCUUCAUUGUGAAGUUUCCCUUAAUGUUGGCCAUUCCUCUCCAUCCAGUCCCAUUUGUAUAGGAAUGGGCUGGUAACGAGCAAGCUUUCAUCUUCUACUCAGAUUUUUUUCUCUGCCUGGCAAGUUAUUUUGUUUUCGAUUUUGAAAUAAAAGAUAUAGUUUAAGAUUCUAAA